Messenger RNA from Acanthoscelides obtectus, 1249 nucleotides. The record is from the annotation of a GenBank genome assembly. Lineage: Eukaryota; Metazoa; Arthropoda; Insecta; Coleoptera; Chrysomelidae.
UGAGAAGACAAUUCCUGGACUAUUUGCGUUUGCGGUUCGCUAAGAUGAGCAACUUUGCGCAUUUUAAACAUAACCUCAAAUUCCAAAAGGGAACUUUAUUUUUAUCAAAAUAUUUUUGCUUACCUUAGGAAAAUCCGCAUUGAUUUUAUCACUGUAAUAACUGCACAUAUCGACACACUUUGGGCAAUUAAAACGGGCACGCAUUUUCUCAACUUGCAGAAAGCCUAACCUUCCGACUAGUGUCCGACUGCUUCCGAUUUUGAAGCUUUGCGACUGUGCUGGUGACUGAUCAGUCUUGUUCUUGUAUAUAAUGGGUAGCCAGGAUAUAGAAUUUAAUGCCGGCUAUGAAGUCUGUAAGGGCUACAAAGGACUUCAUGUAUUACAGUCGCAUCAUCAAGUUAGAGAACUACAAACAAUACUACGUGACAAGAAUACCUCAAGAAGUGACUUCAAAUUUUAUGCAGAUAGACUGAUUCGUUUGGUGAUUGAAGACAGCUUAAACCAACUCCCAUUUACUGAUUGUAGUGUUGUGACACCAACUGGUGCCACUUAUGAUGGAUUAAAGUAUAAAUCUGGUAAUUGUGGGGUCUCAAUAGUUAGAUCUGGUGAAUCUAUGGAGCAAGGACUCAGGGAUUGUUGUCGUAGCAUAAGAAUAGGGAAAAUACUGGUAGAAUCUGAUGCUGAUACUCAUGAAGCUAAAGUUGUGUAUGCUAGAUUUCCUGAAGAUAUAGCUAAUAGACAUGUGCUUCUCAUGUAUCCUAUAAUGUCAACUGGUAACACUGUCAGCAAAGCAGUAAAUGUACUGCUAGAGCAUGGAGUAAAAGAAGAAUGUAUAAUUUUGAGUAACUUAUUUUGUACACCACAGGCUGUUCAAACUGUGCUUGAUGUUUAUCCUAAGAUGAAAAUAUUGACCUCAGAAGUCCAUCCUGUUGCACCAAACCAUUUUGGGCAAAGAUAUUUUGGUACAGACUAAGACUGAAUUUGAUUAUUUUUUAAACCAACCAACACUUAGUUAUAAGCUGUAUUAUGUAAUAGAUGUUAUUCUCUAUAUGGUAUUUUGUUGUAUGUAUAUUUAUUAGAAAAAUAUAUUCAAAUAUUCAUAAUUUAAUUAUUUUACAGUGAAUGAAAAUAUAUAACUGCAUAUUCAUAAAUGUUUAAGGCACUGAGACUGCAACUAGCAGCAGAGUCGCGAACUAGUUAGAAAAUCUGACACUGAAAUAUUCACAUAAUUUAAAAACAAUGUAAAACA